UCAAUUUAUGGCAAAUGAGCAUCAUAGAUGGGGAACUUCUCUGUUUGCCACUGAGCUAAGGCUGGGGAAAAUGAGGUCAGGUGUGGGCAAUUCAUGCAAUGAACUGAACUCUUGUUCAGGGGCCACAUUCUCCUUUUCAGUAUGGCCACCAGUUGAGAGUUUCCUUUCCCUUACUUGCACAGUCUCAAAACUCAUUUCACAGGUUAUGGUGGAGAGCCUUCAUAUGUUCUGAACUAUGCCAUAGUGUUUGAAGUGGAUAGGACCUGUCCCCUUAAAACACGUAGUACAGCCAGGAGAUGGAGAACUGAGAGUGCUCCAGAACUCCAGUUCCCUUCGAGUAGUAUAGCGUGGGGAGGGCUGUGGCAUUACAGUGCACCUGGCAUGUGAGUAGCUUGGUCUGGACGCAGCUGGUGACACUCUGUCUGGCUUUGCAAAGAGAAGGGCAACUUUGAAAAAUCAGAAACCACCCAAUUACCUCAAAACAAGGCCUAGAAAGCAACAGUAAACCUCCAGCGAGCCCUGGUUAAGCCUUGAACCUGAGCUGUGAGCGCUGGCAUCUUGCAGGAUGAGACUGGCCGGGCACAGGGUGAAGGCAUAAGUCGGAGCUUUUGAAGCUUGUAAGGAGGGUGAGGUGCAGCAGGGAGCUACCCCAGCCUUAACGAAGAGGGAAACGGCCUCCAGCAAUGGAAGCUUCUCCUGGUGUUGCCUCUCCACAUGCUCCUCACCCUGCUGCUUGUGGAAACAGACGGGUGGCUCCCGCCAGGCACGGGGCUCCCCGGGCACCCUGUAUUUUGUGUCUCCUUGAGGCUGGCCCUGGCGCCCCGGAGCCCCGCAGGUGUGCAGGGGGCGGGAGAGUGCCGGGGGCAGCUGGGUCGGGGCAGCUGCGCCUGGCCGCGGGGCGUGUGGGUGCGCGCACGUGUGGGUGCGUGUGCAGCAGCAGCGGCCGCCCGUGCGUGCGAGUGUGCCCGCGGCCGUGCGCGCAGGGGGCGCGGGAGGAGGAGGAGGCGAAAGGGGGCCGGUUCUGCGGCGGGUGGCUCCCAGCCUCCCCCGCCCCCUUCCCUCUGGGUCUGCUCCUCGCUCCGGCUCGCAUUUUAUCGCAGGCGGCCGGCGUAGCCCCCUCGCCCUAGCCCCGGCUCCGGCACCCGCCCACCCCCUGGGUGGAGGCAGCCGCGCCAAGCCGCCCGCGGGAAGCAGCGCGGCGCUCCGUCUGGUUCCGCGCUGCUCCGCGCCCCGCCGCGGGGCCAUGCAGCGCCCUUGCCUCUCCGCCCAGCGCGGUGCUCCUCGCCUCGCCGCCCCCCGCGCAGCCUGAGCGCCAACCGGAGGCUCGCCGCCCCUCCGCGUCUCUCCGCGGUCGGCGGUGGGACGGGGCUGGCUGAGGCAGAGGCGGCCCAGGAAAGCUUCUCGUCUCCGCGCGACUCCCUGCCCUGGCCAUGGGGAAGGGGCUGGAGGGAACUGCGGCCCGCUGCGGGCUGGGACUGGGAUACCUGCUGCAGACCGUGGUGCUGCCCGCCUUGGCCGUCCUGGGGGCCAGCCGCCCCGGCUCCGCCGCGCAAGAUGAUGAUUUCUUUCAUGAACUCCCAGAAAGUUUUCCAUCUGAUCCCCCUGAGCCACUGCCCCACUUCCUCAUCGAACCCGAAGAGGCUUACAUAGUGAAGAACAAGCCUGUCAACCUGUACUGCAAAGCCAGCCCAGCCACACAGAUCUACUUCAAGUGCAACAGUGAAUGGGUUCAUCAGAAGGACCAUGUGGUGGAUGAGAGAGUAGAUGAAACCUCUGGUCUGAUUGUCCGGGAGGUGAGCAUCGAGAUUUCCCGCCAGCAAGUGGAGGAGCUCUUCGGGCCCGAAGACUACUGGUGCCAGUGUGUCGCCUGGAGCUCCGCGGGCACCACCAAGAGCCGCAAAGCCUACGUCCGCAUCGCCUAUCUCCGGAAAACCUUUGAGCAGGAGCCCUUGGGGAAGGAAGUGUCCCUGGAGCAAGAGGUCCUGCUCCAGUGCCGUCCACCUGAAGGCAUCCCCGUAGCAGAGGUGGAAUGGCUGAAGAAUGAAGAGGUGAUUGACCCCGUAGAGGACCGAAACUUUUACAUCACCAUCGAUCACAACCUGAUCAUCAAGCAAGCCCGCCUGUCUGACACAGCCAAUUACACCUGCGUGGCCAAAAACAUCGUGGCCAAAAGGAAAAGCACCACAGCCACCGUGAUUGUCUAUGUGAAUGGAGGCUGGUCUACCUGGACUGAGUGGUCGGUGUGUAACAGCCGAUGUGGGAGAGGCUUCCAGAAGCGGACAAGGACCUGCACCAACCCUGCCCCGCUCAAUGGUGGUGCCUUCUGCGAGGGCCAGAGUGUUCAGAAAAUAGCUUGCACCACUCUCUGUCCAGUGGAUGGCAAGUGGACAACCUGGAGCAAGUGGUCCACCUGUGGCACGGAGUGCACCCACUGGCGCCGGAGGGAGUGCAUGGCCCCAGCGCCAAAGAAUGGGGGCAAGGACUGUGAGGGGCUGGUGCUGCAGUCCAAGAACUGCACCGAUGGGCUCUGCAUGCAGGCUGCUCCUGACUCAGAUGACGUGGCUCUCUACGUGGGGAUCGUCAUCGCCGUGAUCGUGUGCCUGGCUAUCUCGGUGGUCGUGGCUCUCUUUGUCUACCGCAAGAAUCACCGCGACUUCGAGUCGGAUAUCAUCGACUCCUCUGCUCUAAACGGGGGGUUCCAGCCUGUUAACAUCAAGGCUGCAAGGCAAGACCUCCUGGCAGUCCCACCAGACCUCACUUCUGCUGCAGCCAUGUACAGGGGCCCUGUUUAUGCCCUGCACGACGUCUCCGAUAAAAUCCCCAUGACCAACUCUCCAAUCCUGGACCCACUGCCCAACCUGAAGAUCAAAGUCUAUAACACCUCUGGUGCAGUGACUCCCCAGGAUGACCUCUCUGACUUCUCCUCCAAGCUGUCCCCGCAGAUUACACAGUCCCUGCUGGACAACGAGAGCCUGAACGUGAAGAACCAGAGCCUUGCUCGGCAAACAGACCCAUCGUGCACUGCUUUUGGGACCUUCAACUCCUUAGGGGGUCACCUUGUGAUUCCCAACUCAGGAGUAAGCUUGCUGAUCCCAGCCGGGGCUGUUCCGCAGGGCAGAGUCUAUGAAAUGUACCUGACAGUUCACAGGAAGGAGAACAUGAGGCCACCUGUAGAAGACAGCCAAACCCUGCUGACACCAGUGGUGAGCUGUGGCCCCCCAGGAGCUCUACUAACCCGUCCAGUCAUUUUAACCAUGCACCACUGCGCUGAGCCGAACACAGAGGAUUGGCAGAUCCAGCUGAAGCACCAGGCUGCCCAGGGACCUUGGGAGGAUGUGGUGGUGGUUGGAGAGGAAAACUUCACCACUCCGUGCUAUAUCCAGCUGGACACAGAAGCCUGCCAUAUCCUGACAGAAACCCUCAGCACAUAUGCCUUGGUGGGACAGUCAAUCACCAAAGCAGCAGCCAAACGUCUCAAACUGGCCAUCUUCGGACCCCUCUCCUGCUCUUCGCUGGAGUACAGCAUCCGAGUCUACUGCCUCGAUGACACACAGGAUGCCCUUAAGGAGGUUCUCCAGCUGGAGCGUCAGAUGGGCGGACAGCUUUUGGAGGAGCCCAAAGCGUUACACUUCAAGGGGAGCACCCACAACCUCCGUCUGUCCAUUCAUGACAUUGCCCACUCUCUCUGGAAGAGCAAGCUGCUGGCUAAAUACCAGGAAAUUCCCUUUUACCACAUCUGGAGUGGAUGCCAGAGGAACCUGCACUGCACCUUCACACUGGAAAGGUUCAGCCUGAAUACCGUGGAGCUGGUCUGCAAACUCUGCGUGCGGCAGGUUGAAGGAGAAGGGCAGAUCUUCCAGCUCAACUGCUCUGUCUCAGAGGAGCCUACUGGCAUCGAUUAUCCUCCUGCGGACUCUGCAGACACCAUCACCACCAUCGUCGGGCCCAGCGCUUUCAGCAUCCCCCUCCCCAUAAGGCAGAAGCUGUGCAGCAGCCUGGAUGCGCCCCAGACCAGGGGCCACGACUGGCGGAUGCUGGCCCACAAGCUCAAACUGGACAGGUACCUAAACUACUUUGCUACAAAAUCAAGCCCUACUGGGGUGAUCCUGGAUCUCUGGGAAGCCCAGAAUUUCCCUGACGGCAACCUGAGCACGCUGGCGGCAGUGCUGGAAGAGAUGGGAAGACACGAAACCGUCGUGUCUUUGGCGGCAGAAGGGAAUUACUGACGCUGACACAAAACCCCAGAGCAAGGAGUUACACAAGAGGCAUUUCAGAGAAGCAAAGAAAGGAAAGGAAGAAGAAGAAACCCACCACCACCACCACCCAGCCCUGACCUUGGCGCGGCGCUUCUCCUUGUACGCGACCGCGGGAUCUGAAAGGAACCAUGCAGACAGAAACCAACCCAGUGCUCCUCUCGGCUGGGCUGUGCACUUGCUUGGUACAGGGUUUUACAGUUUCCUAGGAAACGCUUUUUAUUGCUAUCCAGAUCUCUGGAUAAACUUUCUUACCAAUCCCAGUUUCUAUGGAUGUUGUUUACAUCGAAUUCUGGACAGGGAUAAGGAGACUGUCCAUGGCUCUUUAUAUAUAUAUAUAUAUAUAUAUCUAUUUUUUGUUGAAAGCCAUUCUAGACAAAGCUGUGGACAGUUGGUUGUGGCUAUUUCAGGAGGUUGGUUUCUGGUGGAUUCAGAUUUUUUUGGGCUACAGUUCUGUGCAUUGAUUGUCUCUCACGACGAGCCUCCUGGCAUUGAUCUGUUUCCUAGACUUUCUUCUCAAAAGGCAAAAAAAAAAACCCACCCAGCAAAGCCAAGAGCCAAGGAAAUCAGAGUUUUGAGAGGUGUGCAUCUGGAAAGCAGAUGCUGGAGUGCUAAGCAGGAACACACAUAACAUUCCCUUCCUUCCCCGAUCCAGUCCCACUGAGCCUGUGUGGGGAACAGCUGUAGGACAGUGGGGAACACAGGAGCAGAGUUAAUGUUCAACUCACAGCUUCUCCACCUCCAUGAGAGAGGAGGGAGCUGGAGAUGCAAUUCAAAGAGGUUAGAGGAGAAAGAAAAAAGAGAGAGAGAGAGACAGAAAACAAUUUAAAAGAGAAGUUGCUAUGAUACUUAUUUGCUAAUUGUUUACUAGUGCAAGGAUGAUGAUGAUGAUGGUGAUGAUGAUGAUGAUACUUUUGUCAGCAGCAGCAGAAUGAACCCUGCCUGUUUUUAUGGAACCUGUUGUCACCUUCCUGAAGGCCUUCUAAGCCAUGCCCCUCUGUAUGCUGUCUUUCUCCAGCCAUCCUCUUCGUCCUCCAAAGUCCUCUGCUAGCCCACACGAGUUGCCCACCUCAUGUUAGCAUCACUUUGCCUCACGCCUGAUGCCAAGGUGGUAUACACCAGUGGUGCUCCGCCGAAGUCACUGAUCUGCACCCCUAGAGGAUCCCUCUCUGUGAGAUGUGCUGCAGCACCUCGGUGCCUCCAGUUUGCUCCAAGAGGCAAUCCUGUCCCGAGGUGGCUGUGAACCAGUGAGAGCCUCCCAGUUCAAACACACAGAGACCAGAAGCAAGCAUGUGGAGGCGCUGCCAUUAACCACCUGAUUCGUGCACCCAAAGUGGGCCUCCCUACGGCUUGCUUUGCUCUGAAGUGAUGUGAGAGCCAGGAGUUCCCAUCAGCUUCCCAAGGAGCUGCAGGUGCUCUUACUGAAACCCACUGUUUGCAGUGCUUGGGGCUACUGAGAGUCCUCUGCUGGCUCGUUUUGGGCUGGGUCCUGUCUGAGAUUCUGGGAUUUCUGAGAUGCACUCGGCAGGUCUCCACUGCUACCUGAGCCUUGCUGCAGCCAGCGCAGGGCAGUGGAGCAGGGAAGCCAAAAUCCUGUGUGCUGCAGCUUCCUGCCUUCUCUGCGCUCCCUCCACUGCCACUGCCUGGGCAGGCAGGCACAGAUCCCUGCUGGCUGAGCAGUGGGACAUUUGUCCUUCCAACGCCUUACCCCUUGGCCAUCACAGGUGAAAUGGGAGCUUGGCUUCUUUCAUCAGAUGACACAGCAAUCGUUUCUGCUUUCUGCUUGGUGAGGUCUGACUCUCUGCUACAUGGCAGUGCUUAGAAUCACAGUCAUUUUACUGCCAAGCAUCUCUAUCCUCUGCUUCCGCUGCAAAAGAGGCUUUCUUCCCCAGCCCUCACACUCCAGCUUCCCAGCCAGAACCUGGCUGUUGUGCCCACAUCCCUGCAUGUGCCCAUGCCUAUGUUCCCACUCUGUGUGCAUUCUGACACCUGAACUGACUUCUGGUGAUUUCAGUUUUGUGGUCCUUCUUUUCCAGGGCUGCCCAGAUCGUGCCUUUAAGGGUAACUCUGAAAAUGUCAGUAAGCAAAAUUUCAUCUGACCUUUUCCCAUAUAGUGCUUAAGACUUUUGUUUGCUUCAGUUCCUCAGCUGCCUGACACCAGCAGGAUUUUGACUGCUGGGUAGUGACCACCUUGCAAAAGGCAGUUUGGAAACCAGGAUUCCAAGCAGAGGACAUACAGUUUAACUUGCAACAUCUGUCUGCAUUUUUGCCU
Pogoniulus pusillus (Red-fronted tinkerbird) is the source of this 6525-nucleotide messenger RNA. RefSeq names its product unc-5 netrin receptor C (gene UNC5C). Bases 1431 to 4226 code for a protein of 931 amino acids. Gene Ontology annotation, molecular function: netrin receptor activity; protein binding. Gene Ontology annotation, cellular component: membrane. The transcript is spliced from 16 exons. The record is from RefSeq and is a predicted model, not a curated record. Gene Ontology annotation, biological process: netrin-activated signaling pathway; axon guidance. NCBI's taxonomy places the organism in Eukaryota, Metazoa, Chordata, Aves, Piciformes, Lybiidae.